GUUCGCUUGCGUCCGGUUGCGUUAGAUGAGUUGCGUUGCGUAUCGCGAGGAAGUCGGACGGGUGUUCUUUUCUCGCCUCGAGCCGGUCGGUCCGGUGUAAAGUUGAUCCAAAAGUGCCGGCUAACACCUGCAACUGCAGUGAGACCGUGUUUCUGUGGCGGCGUUCAGCAAAUUAGCUCAUCUGUUUGAAGCGGAAGUCGUACAGGCAAACAACAUCAGCAGGCGUGUCUGCUGGAAUUGGGAAGGGAGAAAAUUCGCUACAGAGAACCAAGCCGGCAAAUACUUUCUUUAGAAAACGAGUAACAAGCGGCGAUGGUUUAGGCGAAAAGGGCACAUACUUCUUUUCAAUCAAUACCAACAGACCAACCCCAUUUCUGGGCAGGGUGCAAAGUGCUUUAAAACGAUACACAAUCAGAGCAAAAGUGUUGUGCAUAUCAGGCUUAAGAAAGUCAAGUCUCUCUGUCUCGGUGCCGCAACAAAGGAGGCUGGCAGUUUGAAAGCAAAGCAUAGCGCGCGCGUGUGUGUUAUGUUAGUGUGGCGUUAGUGUGUGUGAGUGAACGUACGCGCAAAUGUGGUGAAGGUGAAGAAUUUGAAGAGCCGAAGGUGUUUUUUUUUUUCGCCAAAAAGUGCAUCAAAAUGCAGUUCGUCGAGCAGCAGCAGCAGCAGCAGCAGUGUAUUGUUCGGCAGUUGAUAAGGCAACAGAGCCAGUGAAAGAGGGAGAGAGUAAGAGCGAAUACAUUAAUUCGACCUGCGACCGAUGCAGUUUCGUUGAUUGCAUUGCCCAGAGUGUAGUGCAACGAAAGCGAGUGAGCGAGAAGUGAAAGAGAGUGUGUGAGAGAGAAAGUAGGAAGGAAUUGUUUUGCAGUCAGUGCAGCAGCAGCUUUUCGAUAUUUUAUUGAAAGGGCUGCUAUUUUUUUCACUUCUUUUAUUUCGUGUGCAAUUUGGUUGGUAGUUUCUUGUGGCAAGAGCAAGAAAAAAUCCCCCCGAAAGAAAGGUGCAUUGUGCGCUGUUGGAGAGGAGAGCAGCGGAAGAGCCCGAGAUACAUAUCCCGGUGCAGAAAUGCAAUCAAAAGCAGCAGGAACAGUGAUUCGUAGAAGAAUGACGGGAUUGAAUUGGACGAUGAUGGUGCUGCCGGUGCUGGUGGUGCUGAUGCAGUUUGCGCUCGAUACGGUUCGGUGCGAGUUCCAGUUCACCGUGACACCCGAGAGCCGGCAGGUGUUCGAAGGGGAACCGGUCACAUUCGAGUGCCGGGCAAUGUUUGACGAUGAGAUCGAUUUUUCGUGGACCAGAAACGGCAUUCCCGUUCCGGCUAAACACGAGCGGCUAAGUUUCGCCACACCGCAACGCAUUUACCAGAGCGGUUCCAAUCUGCAUAUCCGUGCCGUCAACGGGACGCUUGAUCGGGGCGACUACGUGUGUUUGGCAACGGCGCGAGCAUCCGGAGCCCGGGUGGCAUCUCCCGCCGCUACGCUGGACGUUAUCGGAAUUUCCCCGCCAGUCGUGCAGCUGCUCAAGCACGAUCCGGACCGCGAUAGCAUUUCACUCAAAUGUCACUCUACUCUGGAACAGGCCACCGAAAUCAUUGGCAGCGAUGGUAAACCGGCCGAAGAAACUCACGUCGAAUGGUACAGGAACGAGGUGAAGCUUACGAAAUCACUGCACAUCGAUCUGCAACGCCGGAAGCUGCACAUAAAAAAUGCCUCGGCGAAGGAUAAUGGCGUCUACAGCUGCCUGCUGGUGGUCGUAUCCCGCACGGACGGUAGCCGCCGGAUCGCGCUACGAAGUUCGAAAAACUAUCGGCUCAAGCUAAAACCGGGAACCAAUUACGGCCAAAGCAAAAUCGAUUGCACCAAAAACCACAAUUUGCUGCUGUGCCGGGGCAAGCGAGGCGACCGGCAGCUGGGUGUGGCGGGCGACCGGCUAACCACCGACCGUCCACCGAUGAGCGAUGAGGCACCGGCCCAGCUGCAGCUCGCCGGCGAAGGACAGUCGUCGUUCGGCGGGCCGGCCCCGGUCCGUAUCGUGGUGCAUCCGGUGACGACGGUGGUUAAUGAGAGCCAGCCGGUCGUUUUCAACUGCGGCUUCCGGGUGACGGCGGCCAACGAGAGCGGCGGGUUUGUGCUGCGCUGGCGCAAGGACGGCAAGGUGAUACGCCGGUGGGACAAUCUGGCGGAAGCGACCACGGUGCCGACGGACGAUGCGAUGGUCGGUGCGACGGAGAGCAGCUCGAUGUUCCGGGACGAUGCUCGCAUUCACGUGGACCGCACGAACGGAUCGCUUGUGUUCGGUUCGGUGGUGGCCAGCGACGAAGGAACGUACGACUGUCAGAUAACGAACAAUGCCAGCGACUUUCUGGUCAGCUCGACGGCGGCGGAAUUGCAAAUCAUUUCCAACCUUCGCUUCACACCGAAACCACCGACGAGCAAAAACCUGGAGCUGGGAUCAAUCGCCAAAAUACACUGCAAAGCGCAGGGUACACCGGCACCGACCGUCCACUGGACGACGGUGGUUAGCGAUGGUGGGCCAGCGCCGGCCCUGCCCGACUCGAUCGAGGACGUCAACGGUACGCUGGUGUUCCGCAACGUGUCGGCCGAACAUCGGGGCCAGUACGCGUGUGUCGCCGCGAACAGUCAGGGCGAAAUUCGGGCAAGCGUUUCGGUGAACGUGGUCAUUGCGCCGAAGUUUGAGAUCGCACCGGAGGGUGCGGUACAGGUGGCGGAGCUCGGUACGGUACAGUUUCACUGCGUGGCGACCGGCGACCCGAAGCCGACCAUCCAGUGGGACAAAGAUCUGCAGUAUCUGCAUGCAAAGGCCGGUGGCGCUAAUGGCAGCGAGGAGGAGCGCUAUCGAAUUCUGGAGAAUGGGACGCUGGUCCUUACCGAGGUCCAUCUGGAGGACGAUGGACGGUACGGGUGCACGAUUGGCAACAGUGCCGGACUGAAGCGGGAGGAGGUGCAUCUAAUCGUCAAACCGUCCGACGGUAUGGUGAUGCCGGAAGAGUCGGCAGAGGAUGGCUUCCUGAUAACGCGUGCCGUGCUCAUCACCAUGUCGGUCGCCUUUGCGUACAUCAUACUGGUCGUCGGGCUGAUGAUAUGGUGCCGGCAUCGGCGGGCAGCACGCAAAGCCCGGCUCAAUCUGGGCUCCUCCAAGGAAAAUGGUGGCGAUGUCGAUCUGAAGAACUGCGAAAUUGAACCCUGCCUGCCGGACAAAACGUCCGCAGCGGAGAAUGGUGGCGUAGGGGUAAGUUCCGGCCGUUCCAAAAGCAAGCAGAAGAAUGGAUCGGCAGGAGGCAAAGACACGGUAGCAAAUGGUGUCGACAAUGGGCAGGACAAGAGCGAUGAUACGGUGAACUCGAGCAAAUCGAAGAAGUCGUCCGGUUCGGGAUCGCUGCUCGAGCAGCUCACGGUGCCACGGUCGGCCGUCGUCGAGAUGCUGCAGAUUGGCAAGUGUGACUUUGGCGAUGUGUACAUCGGGAAGAUACGGGAGAAUGACUGCCGAUUGCCACCGCCGAAGGAAAGUGUGACGCAGGAACCGAUUGCCGGGGAUGAGGUAGGUCCCAGCACCGAGCUGACGACGGAGAACGAGCGCAAGAGUCCCGUCAAGAAGGGCCCUUCCAAUGAGGAGCUGAAUGCGAUCCGACCGGAAAAUGACUACAAGCCGGUGAUGGUAAAGGCACUAACGAAAGUCAAGGACGAACACUGCUGCGGCGAGUUCCGGCGUCAGCUAGAGCUGUUCCGCACCGUUUCCCAUCGCAACGUGGUACAGCUGUUCGGGUUGUGCCGGGAUAAGGAUCCACACUAUCUGCUGCUGGAGUACACCGAUUGGGGAGAUCUGAAGCAAUUCCUGCUAGCUACAUCUCCGAUCACACCGCCCAAUGGAACGGUCGACAGCAAGAAGGAUGCCACCACGAAACCACCGCCACUCAACGUGCCACAAAUUCUUGCCCUAGCGCACCAGAUCGGACGCGGCAUGGACGCUAUCUACAAGGCUCGCAUUAUUCACAAGGACCUGGCAACCAGAAACUGUAUCAUCAGCAGCGAUUUUUCGGCCAAAAUCUCCAUGCCAGCACUGGGGCGCGACAAGUACAGCAAGGAGUACUGCAAGCACCGCAACCAGCUGAUGCCGAUCCGCUGGAUGGCACCGGAAUGCUUCCAGGAGGACGAUUACUCCAUCAAGAGCGACAUCUACUCGUUUGCCGUGCUCGUGUGGGAGCUGUUCACGAACGCGACCGAGCUACCGUUCAAGGAGCAGACGGACGAGGAGAUCAUUACCGCUGCCCAGGCGGGCAAGCUCGAGUGGAAGGUCGCAGAAAAGACGCCCGAAGCAUUGCACAAGAUACUGACUUCUUGCUGGUCAACCAGCCCGAAAGAACGGCCAUCGUUCAGCCAGCUCGUCGUGGCCAUCGGUAACUGUCUGCAGAGUGAAUAUCCCAAGGAACCAACGGAAUAAGCAGACUGGAGGUAACAGACGAACCAGCGACUGCUCUCUGUCUAUCUAUCGAAUCAUCAUCCAUAUACAACGAGGUAUUAUUCAAAUGCAUCUCUUUUUUGUAUUAUAUUACACAUACAUGAAUACCGUACACACACACACACAUAUUAAUAAAAUCAUUAAGAAUUGUGUAAUGCAAACAAAAGCAAAUGAUAAUGAAGUCUACCAGUGUGGUUAGGCGUUUGGAGGAGCGUUUUUGGUGGAUUUACACCUAGCGUACCCAAUGUUGAAGGCAGUUUCAUUAGGAAAAGAUAAAAAGAAACAUGACUACAUCUCCAUGAGUAGUGAAAGCCAAGAUUAAAAGAAAAAAGAUAUUCGUCCGAGGAAUUCUUCCAAUGAAUUUUGAUACAAAAAUACACACACACACGUGCGUGUUUCAAUGCAACCACCCGGGAUAGGUGUGGUCAAACGGAAGUGUAGGUAGGCGUUAGGGUAGUAUUUAGUCGAAAUAUUUAUACACAUACAGUUUUUGCUCCCUCAACAGUAGUAGUCUGAAGGAUACGUGACCACUUUGCGGAACAGUUUCAAAAAGAACGGAUGGAUUCUACGAAUCGAGAUAGUAUAGGGAAAAGUGAAGUGAGUUGUAGCAGAAUGAUCAUUUAAACAAAAAGCGCAUCUCUACACAUACUUCCAGUUCUAACACUGCCCAGAAUGAUAAUUACUACAAACAACACAUGGCGAAGGUCUGAAUAUUCUACAGUAGCUUCAACUAACUAAACUAAAACUCAUUUCCCAGUGUACACAUACGCACACACACUGGAGUACUAGUGUUGGAUGAAUCUGAAUGAAUUUUUGAAAUGAUGAAAUGAAUCUGAAUCUCGGUUAUAAAGAUUCAUGAAUCUCGAAAGAUUCAUGAAUCUCGAAAGAUUCAUGAAUCUCGAAAGAAUCAUGAAUCUCGAAAGGUUCAUGAUUUUCGAAAAAUUGUAUACCACAAAAGAUUUUCGAUUCCCUAGGCAUUCAUGAAUGUCUAGGGAUUCACACAUCUCUUAAGAUCCAAAGAGCGUGAGCUUCUCAAUAUUCUUGUCAUGGCACUUUACACAGGCUUUCGAGGAAAAUACCUUCUUGGAAAAUACUACGCAGUGGGAGAGUUUGUUAUGCUAAGGGGAGACGACCCAUACGAGGUUUGAACCCACGACGGGAGCCCACGAUUUAUUUAUUUUUCGAGAUUCAUGAACCAUUGGAGAUUAAUAAAUCUUUCGAGAGUCAUGAAUCCUUGGAGAUUCAUGAUUCUCCAAGGAUUCAAAAGUCCUUGGAGAUUCAUAAAUCCUUGGAGAUUCAAGGAUCUUUGAAGAGUCGAUUCAAGGUUCGAAUCACUCAUCACUGAAGAUUCAUAUGAGUGAAUCUCAACGGAUGAUUCAUGAAACCCAACACUAAAUCGUACUGACACUAUUGCAACACACGUUUAUCACACAAAACACGUACGUAUCCUUAUAUCGAUAGGCAUUAUUGUUCGCUUUUUGAACGUGGUACUUACAGCACAUAUAUAUAUACAUAGUCCUUUCGCCAUGAUCGCUUAGCAAACCAGGCAGCAAAAAGCCACAGUGGUGUGGUGGAGAUGAUGAAAAAGUAAAUCACACAGCAGCUAAUAGUUUAUUCUCCAAAUACUUACACCACAGUCCACACAAGUCUCCAAACGAUCCUCCCACGGGGACGGCAAGCUUUUAUCGUCUGCUUUAGUCUGUGCAGCGUUUCAUAUACACCCAAUUAAUCACUGUCGGAAAGGCUUCGGCAGCGCGAUCCGUGUACUGUUAAAACGGUGGCUUAAGUACGGCCGCCACAACACACCAGCAUUGCAUUUAUUACAACACGUAACGCAGCGUAACGCCUUCGUAACAAGGGCACAGCCGCUGAACAAGGGCAGCAAUUUAAUCAUUCUCAUUUGUACAUACACAAUUAUACGCAAGCCUCGUGGGCGUAGAAAUAAUCUUUUCAACGUUACUGGAAAACAAAACUUUGCAAUUAAGUUAGAGAGGGGUUUUUUGUUUCCUAAAAUGAAACCGAAUUAUUUCUCCAUUUAGUUUGUAUCCUGUUUUCGUGCGUACUCGCUUUGCUACCACAUUAAUCUGUGCUUGGGUGAAAAAUACAACUAAACGCCACCACGCUACUCGCGAGUAGAUGAAACACCGACCGGCAAAGUUUGGAAAUGAAAUUGAACAACAAAAGAAACUGUCCAAAAUCUAGUCAUUUUUGCAUAGGGGAGGGAAGGGGGAGUUAAUUUAACUCCAUUCCCUUCCCCAUCACUUCUUUGCUAUGCUGCACGGAUUCGUACACAAUUGCCAUAUAUGAACUAAAUUCGGUUUCAGCAGCUGCUGUAUUUAAAACCUGUAAAAUGCAACUUCUGCCGAUAUAUUCAAGCAUUGAAAACAAACAAACAAACAACACUGCAAGGAGCGUGUAACAGUUUCGUUAGGGUUAAGUUUAAUGCGCAUUUACUCUAGCCGGCAUUCUCAGUUAGAGGCGGGAAGCAGCAUUUAAGUAGCGUUUAAGCAAGAUAUCGUAUGCUAAAUUCAUUACUGAUAGGGAGGGACCGUACUCAGCAUAUAGGCUAGUUAGCAGGCGGGGAAAGUUAGAAAGUGAUUGGUGCGCUGUACUUCUAUGAAUUAAUUGCAUUUACACACAUCGCAAACCAUCGUAACAUUGAACACUUCCGCUAAGGGAAAGGUCGGUUGAAAAGUUGGAAAAUGGCAUAGUUUUUCUUUCCCAUUUUUCCCCCUUAUCGUGUUAUGUGAGGAAAAAACGCUAUAAGCAUUGACAAAAAAAACAAGAACCGCAAAUCGUGAUGUGAAAAAACAAACAACCAGAAAUCAAUAAAAUUAAAUAUUAUCUAAAACAUUAAA
Molecule: messenger RNA, 7325 nt
Organism: Anopheles coluzzii
Lineage: Eukaryota; Metazoa; Arthropoda; Insecta; Diptera; Culicidae
Gene: otk
Product: tyrosine-protein kinase-like otk
Exons: 12
Coding region: 1060-4449 (1129 amino acids)
Biological process (GO): protein phosphorylation; dendrite self-avoidance; axon guidance
Cellular component (GO): plasma membrane; axon
Molecular function (GO): ATP binding; protein kinase activity; cell-cell adhesion mediator activity
Source: RefSeq, a predicted model, not a curated record